Molecule: messenger RNA, 1689 nt
Organism: Aedes albopictus (Asian tiger mosquito)
Lineage: Eukaryota; Metazoa; Arthropoda; Insecta; Diptera; Culicidae
Product: probable cytochrome P450 313a4
Exons: 5
Coding region: 83-1576 (497 amino acids)
Molecular function (GO): monooxygenase activity; oxidoreductase activity, acting on paired donors, with incorporation or reduction of molecular oxygen; heme binding
Source: RefSeq, a predicted model, not a curated record
AGUUAGAUCAGAGCAAAUCAGCACCUUUCAGUGGAUCAGUUGUAGUGCGGUAGUCGAUCGUGAAAGUUCUUUUUCUUUUAGAAUGUGGAUCGUAAUAUUAGGUUUUAUUGCUAUUUUGAGCCUGGCGGCUAUCUGGUCCAUAGUGCAGAAGAAUAGUUAUCCGAAAACUGUCGGUGUUGCAGAGCCAUGGUAUCCGUUGAUUGGGAAUGGAUUGCUUUUUCUCGGACAGAAUGACCUGAAGAAAUUUCAGAAUUUGGAAAAGAUAUUCUCUGCUGCACAAGAGGAUUUGUUUCGAUUGUAUUUAGGUCCAAAAAUAAUUUUCUUCACGACUGAUGUAAAUAUGGCUCAGAAAAUCAUGACCAAUCCCAUCUGCAUGGAGAGACCAUACAUGUACGACUUUUUCAAACUCAAUGAAGGAUUGUUUGCGGCUAAAUUUCACCACUGGAAAGGUCAAAGGAAAGCGCUGAACCCUGCCUUCAACAUGAAAAUACUGGAGAGUUUCGUGCCGAUCUUUUGUAACGCAACCAAGAAUAUGCUGCAGCGACUGGACGCCAUUCCGGCGAGAGAAACGAUCAACAUCAUGGAGUAUCUGUCGAGGUGCACGUUGGAAAUGACUUGUGCGACAACGUUCGAGUUCGAUGUGAACGAUUUUCCCAAAGUCGAUGAAUUGUUAGAUUACAUGGAAAGGUUUUUCUACUAUGGAGCCAAAAGAAUGUUAAAAUUCCAAUACCACCAAGACUUCAUCUAUCGCUGGACUCAAGACUACCGGGAACAAACAAGUGUGCGUAAAUUUUUGGAUGCAUAUGGAGUACAGCUCUAUAAUAAUGCGCACGAGAGGUACACUAAAGGAUUACUAACAAAUGAUCAAACCGAGGACGAUAAUAACGAAGGUUUCCGAAAACCACAACUUUUUGUGAAUCAAAUUUUCACCAACACCUUGCGAAAGUUCGACCGAGAGGAAAUUAUCCAUAACAUAUUCACGAUAGUCGGCGCUGGGACGGACACCUCGGCCACUGAGGUAUCCUACACAUUGCUGCAGUUGGCUAUGUAUCCGGGCUAUCAGCAAAAAGUGUACGAGGAAAUCAUGGACAUUUUCCCGGAAACUGAACCACAUAUUACCCCGGAAUCUCUUAAACGACUCCAGUACACGGAAAUGGUAUUGAACGAGUGUUUGCGAUUGUAUCCUGUAGCGCCGAACCUGUUGCGCGAAAACACUGAAGAUAUCACGCUUUGUGGAGCACGGAUUCCCAAAGGGUCCAUGUUUGGAAUAAGUACCUACAGCAUUCAUCGGCGGAAGGACAUAUGGGGACCGGAUGCCGACCGUUUCGACCCGGAGAGAUUUUCACCAAAACGAUCUGCUGGAAGGCAUCCGUUUGCAUUUUUGACGUUUAGUGGAGGAUCCCGAAAUUGCGUGGGUGCUCGUUAUGCGAUGAUCAGUAUGAAGAUAAUGCUGUUAUAUCUGCUGAAGAGGUACCGUUUCAAAACCAAAAUACGAGAGGAAGACAUGCGAUUCCGUUUCGAAGCUGUAUUACGCUUAGAUGGAGGUCAUUUAGUCCAGAUUGAAAAACGCCAAUAACAUGAAUACUAUUUGAAAAUGGUGUUGUUCAAAUUGGGAUGAAAAAGGGAAACAGGGAAUUAGUAUUUUGAACUUUAAUGAAAUGAAGCAAGCAAGGCAGCAACGCAUUGAUG